AACUACUAGGCAAAUGGAUGGUUAGGAAGCAGCACAGAAAUGAAACUGACAUGAUGUACGAGUUUCCCGCACAAUUCAUUCUUCAGGCUGGUCACGUAGUAACUAUCUGGGCGAAAAGUCUGGGUUUAAAACCAAGUCCUAGCACCCUAAUUUGGGAAUCCCAAAGGGCAUGUAGACUUGGAGAGACCCUGGGUAUUGUUCUCCUCGACGGUGAUGGGAACGAGAUUGCAGAUGGGAUGAUCACGUAUCUGGAAAGAGGAGAAGGUGAGGGAGAAGUGGAAGAUGCUGCAGAACAAACCAAACUAGGGAUUCACAGCCAGCAGAAUGAGACUCGCAGCUGUCCCAUCAUGUAGCCAGAAGUCGGUGCCUUAUUUGGAUCAGCUCGAAAAUGGGGAUGCCCAGAAUUGAAAAUUUUCUUCAGAAAUGUUUGGCUCCGCCCGGAGAGUUGAUGCUGUAACUUUCCUUUGUUCUUCUCGACCUCAAGGACAAGGUGGCUUGUGACUCCCAAUGGCCAACGAGUGAAAGACUUAACAUGCAAGGAUUAUGGCGGAUGAUACUGUCUUGAUUAACGACUCUCUUGGACUUGACUCUAUGAGCGUUAAGAGACCUUCUCUUUUUCUGGCCUGCUAUGAAACAAGCGAGAACCUCAUCUUGCUCAGUUUAGGAGGACAGUAAAUGCACUGGGUUAUUUAAUCAAGUAUCCGGUCCUUGGCGGACUGUUGCUUAUUUUGCACAAAGUGUGGCCUUUUUGCA
This is a messenger RNA of Thamnophis sirtalis, 753 nucleotides long. The record is from RefSeq and is a predicted model, not a curated record. Lineage: Eukaryota; Metazoa; Chordata; Lepidosauria; Squamata; Natricidae.